UAUAUAUAUGUCGAUAUUUUGAAUUUUUCUCAAAAGGACUUCAUGAAUUCUCACUUUCACCCUGUGAUGUCAGUAUAAUGCAGUAGGCUAGGAUAAAUCAUACCAGUCCAGUCCCUGCCAAUUAUAUCCGCAUUAAAACAUUCUUGGUUAUUCACAUGUGAUUUUUAUUUUAAAUUUGCAUGCAAAAGCAGGGCUGAAAGUAGUUUUGAAUUCUUGCCAGUAGCCUACUAUGAAGGUUUCUCAAAGGGAAAAGUGUGCAUGCAAAACUUUCAACACACCUAAAUAGGGUACAACAAUGAUUUAUUUUGGCCUAUUUGCAGAGCAUUCAUCAUGGCCUGUUAUUUGGCUUUAUCAUUCUCUCUUCUUCUUUCCCUGCCUUCUUUGAAAGGCCCCUCUGCCUAUCCACUCUUCAGGAUAAACUGUUAACUAACUUCUCUUUUUGCAUGGCUUCAUGGCUUUAGUUAACUUUCCAAAUAAAUUUAGUUUGUUUCAAUCUGUCACUGAUGUGUCUCCAUAUGAAUGAUGGUGGCUUACAUCGGAUAGAAGGUAAGGUACGGUGUGGUGCGUGUUUCCCUAAUUAGUUGUUUGGUUGUUGGUUGAUAAAUAAGACACGGUUGCGUUUUCGUUUUGAGACAGUCAGAUGCACUCAUAGACAUUAACCUAAUCUGCCUCAAUGCGCAGAUCUCAAGUUUAAUUUAAAAAUCAAUCUGGAGGGAAGCUAGACUAACAUUUAGCAUGAGAAAAGCAUUUGUGGAGAGUGAGAUGUGCGCAUUUGCGCUGUCGUUUUGAAACAGUCAGACGUGCACAUAGACAGACAGUAGGCCUAGUCCUUCUGCCUAAUGCACGGAUAUCAUUGUAAGUUUAAUUUGAAAAUCCCUUGCUAUUUUGUUUCGUUUUUCGUUUUGUGUAACCAAAUCAGAACUGCUUCCAUCUAUUAACCUCAGCUCACUUUAUGCUGUGCCUGUGUGCUUUUUGUAACUUGGCAAUGGAACCUGUUUACACCCCUGCUGCUCUUAAACUUUUUCGCUGCCACACCCCCCUGGACCCGACGCUGUAUAAACUCUGCUGCUCGCUUGGAAUUACUCGUCGUUCACGUUAUGCUCAUCGCUUCAAAAGAGGACCGACUCUCAUCUAUGGACACGAUGCUCAAAUCCCAACUUUAAACACACCCGACCGUCGACGACCACAGCCAAGAAACAGGGGAAUUAACUUUGACAACCUUAGUCACCCUCCUAGGCUGCCUCCUCCUGCCUCGUCGUCACAUCAGAACUUUAACAUUGGCAACCUAAAUGCGCGCUCAAUCACAAACAAAACGGCCUUAAUAAACGAUCUGAUCAUUGACAAAAAAUUUGACCUGUUUUGUCUCUCAGAGACCUGGCAACAACCCGGUGACUGCAUUAAUUUAAACCUGCUGACCCCCUCUGGCUACUGCUACUUAUCCAAACCCAGAUCUGUAGGGAGAGGGGGCGGGUUGGCUGUAGUGUACCGCUCAGAUCUGACUAUUAAAGAACUUAGGCCAUUUGAAGGGACAUCCUUUGAAUAUAUUGCUGUGAAGGUUGUCUCUACCCUACCACUUUUACUAUUGCUAAUCUACCGCCUCCCAAAACCAUCUGCACAUUUUCUGUCUGAAUUCAAUGAAUUUCUCACUGUUCUUUCAUCCCUUUCUUCUGCUAUGAUUAUGUUAGGGGAUUUUAACAUUCAUGUGGAUACUAAUUGUUCUUACACCUCAGAGUUUAACUCUGUAUUGGACUGUUUCAGUUUGACACAGCAUGUUGACUUUCCCACUCACACUCAUGGUCACACGCUCUGCUCUUCUGGUCUGAAUGACAUCUCUGUCUCUGGUUCCAUCUCUGGUGUCUCUGACCAUAAGCUGAAUGCCGUUUUCAUAUGAUCACUCCUCCCUCCUCAGAGAAAACAACUAUCACAGGUCGUAACAUCAGAUCAAUUGACCACAGCAUGCUUGCUGCCUCUAUACAGGCCUCGCCGCUGUUUGACCUGGAUGAGCUCUCGUCCGCGGAUAACCUGGUUGCUAUGUACAAUGACACCCUGACCAGCCUGCUUGAUAGCUUAGCCCCUGUCAGGACUAGGCUUGUACCAGCAAACCGUACAUGCCCCUGGUUCACCCUUGAGCUGAAGCAACUAAAGGCCGCUGGCCGCCGUCUUGAACAGCUAUACAAGAAAACUGGCCUUACAAUUCACUCGGAUGCUCUACACCGAACAUAUAUAUAGACAUAUAGGGAUGCACUCAAUGCUGCCCGCUCAAACUACUACUCAUCACUCAUAACCUCCUCCAUGUCCAGGCCAAAAACCCUAUUCAGGACUCUGGACAAACUCCUAAAACCCC
Alosa alosa (allis shad) is the source of this 2344-nucleotide messenger RNA. RefSeq lists its product as uncharacterized. Lineage: Eukaryota; Metazoa; Chordata; Actinopteri; Clupeiformes; Clupeidae. Bases 953 to 1891 code for a protein of 312 amino acids. Gene Ontology annotation, molecular function: catalytic activity. The transcript has a single exon. The record is from RefSeq and is a predicted model, not a curated record.